Messenger RNA from Brenthis ino (lesser marbled fritillary), 465 nucleotides. The record is from the annotation of a GenBank genome assembly. Lineage: Eukaryota; Metazoa; Arthropoda; Insecta; Lepidoptera; Nymphalidae.
AUGGCAGCCGAGACUUACGGACAUCGUCUUUUGUAUACCGAAAAGGAUAUUUUUCCUAAUGACGUCAUGUUGGAGUACGCUACCGAUGAGUGCUACCUUUCUUGGCCGAGAUCCCCAGACUCUGGACGCUCGAGCCUGGAACCUACAUCUUCAAUGGAUGGAAACCAGGAAUCACCAACUCAUAUCGCUUACAGAGGCUUGUCAAACGAUCUGCUAGAAGAUAGUUCAGACGUGGAUCUAGAAGGAUCUGGAAAGCGACGGGGUAGAGCCACCAGCGCGGCUGUGUUAAGAAGACGACGUUUAGCCGCAAACGCAAGAGAAAGACGACGCAUGCAAAAUUUAAACAAAGCCUUCGACAGACUCCGAGGACACUUACCGUCUCUAGGUGCCGACCGACAACUGUCCAAAUACGAAACUCUACAAAUGGCCCAAACUUACAUCGCAGCGUUAUACGAACUCUUACAA